Messenger RNA from Ectocarpus siliculosus, 3715 nucleotides. NCBI's taxonomy places the organism in Eukaryota, Phaeophyceae, Ectocarpales, Ectocarpaceae. The record is from the annotation of a GenBank genome assembly.
UUGUACACCGUCACACGAAGACGCUCCAGCAUCCUCAGGAAACGAGACAGCGGCGCCUUGGUUAAAUUUUGCUGACACGCGGGCUGCCACGAUGAAUACUGGAGGCACUGCAUCACGCUGGACGAGAGUAUUGUCGUUCCUACAGCAUGCGAUCGGGCCCGAGAGCAUCAAGGGCGGGAACCAAGCAGCAGCGACGAGCGUUCUCGAUCGCGAUCAGGGCGGGUCUCCUCCGCCUAGCAGUGGGCUGUCGGGCGAGCAGCUGGCAGUGACGGGGAUAAAAAACCUUGGAAACACGUGCUUCCUAAACGCGGUCUUGCAGUCCCUUGCGAGCUUUCACGUCUUCAGGGAAUACCUGGAGGAGCUCUACAACUGCAAUCAACGCGAGCGAGAGCGAGAGCGCGAUUCGGACAAGGUUUUAUCUACGAAGCCCCUGGAGAACACCGUCUUCACGUGUGAGCUGCUGCAACUCAUGAAAGACCUCGAGCCGCAAGUGCCGCCGGCCCCUCCUGUCACACCCAUCAUCCCCACCAAAUUGCGAAAGCUCUUGAGGGACAGAGUCGACACGUUUGGCAAGGAAGACCAACAGGAUGCCCAGGAGCUGUUCCAGAUGGUGAUGCGCCUUGUGGGCGAGGAAGCUGCGCUGUGCAUAAAAAACCGCAGCACGAGCAGCACUAGCCGAACAUCUGCGCCCGGGAUACGCAUCACUGGAGGCUUCGCGGAUCUGAUGGAUACUGCUUCGAAGGAGGGCGUCUUGAAGAAUUUGCCAGAGAAUCCGCUGCUGGGCUCCCUCAUGUACUUGCGGCACUGCAGGGGGUGCCAGCAGAAGUCGGGACGAUUGGAGAGAUUCGUCGACUUAUCGUUGACUCUGCCGGAGGCGAGAAACCCCCACGUAGCAGGGCCCGGCGUGCCAAGUCCACCGGUCAACCUGGACAAGAUCCUGGAAGAUUUCACCCGGGAGCAGCUGGUCGAGGACGUCGAGUGCCCAAAGUGCGCGAUGAGGAGCGCGAUGGAGGCCCACGAGACCCACGACGAGGAGAGCGAGAGCGAGGAGGAAGAGGAAGAAGAAGAUAGCGACGACGAGGAGGUUGUGGUGCCACUGCAGAGGGUGCGGGCCGACAUGCGAAUGUUGCUGGCGACACCGCCGAAGACGCUCUGCCUUCACUUUCCAAGGCGGCAUCAAAGCCCAUCGGGAUCUGAGAUGAAACUCAAGCAGAGGGUUAUCUUCCCCGCGCACCUCAACGUGGCGCGUUUCUGCUACGCGGGAGGGUGCCACACGGACAGCAUCGGCGUCCCCACGGCGUUCCAGAUGAAGAGCAUGCUCGCGAACAGCCUUCCGCAGCUGCCUCAGGGCCACGCCGUCAAGACAACGCCCGGAUCAGCAGGCUUGCCUCCGGAGGCGUUGCUGCCGACACCACCACCACCUCCAUCCGCGAGCUCGCCGCCGCAGGCCAAGGCUCUCCAAUCGCCGCAGUCUCUCCCGGGCUAUAAGCAAGCUCUGGUCGGGGGAAGCGCGCAGGAAGCAAGCACUGCUUACUCACGGAAGGAGCUGAACGGGUUGCGCAGCGGCAGCGGUGGUAGCGGCGGCGGCAGCAGCGUCUCUGGGAGCGUCGAGGGGGGACGGGACUCAAACGACGUGGGGAGUGUGUCGGGUAACGACGGAGCUAUGGAGUACGACUUGAGAGCUGUCAUCGUCCACAGGGGGAGCGCUGACAGCGGGCAUUACACUGCUUUCCGCAAGGUUGACUCUGACAAGGGAGAGCCGGUAGAGGAGGAGGUACCAGCGGGGUCCGAACGGGUGUCGGAGGCACCGCGCGGGGAGAGAAAAGGGGGGGGAGGGGGUGCCAAUAAGGAGUGGGUGUAUAUAUCGGACGAGGAGGUGGAGAGGGUCUCCGAGAAGAGGGUUUUAAGCAGUCAAGCAUACAUGUUGUUUUACCGCCAGGGUUCAAGGUAGGGGUCAGGACUGCUUGCUGUGAGAGCGUGCGUGCUUUCAGGAACCGGAACGUGCACAAGACGGGAGGGGUAGUAUUGUAGGCAUAGCUCUGGCUUGCCGUAAGAUUGGCGGUCUCUCUCAAUUACCGUGUGGUUGUACGUGGUGUUUCGUUGUCAUUGUUUCUUGUGGCCGGUACGAGCGCGAAACAUUUGGCGUGGGUGUUGCCCGGUACACAAAAAGCGGCUGCUGCAGUAUUCAGAUGGCGUCUCGUGCGUGCCUUUCGUAUGGCUAUUGAUCGAGUAUGUCAGGACAGUUCUCAACCAAAAGUGUGGCGUCACGGAGGUAAACCCGCAGAAUGGGAAAACCUUCUUCGCGCUGGGUGUUCGAGGCCCGUAACCUGUCCAACAACACAUGAAAUGAUUCAAGUUGCACAGCGAAAUAGCCUGUGUUUUCCAGGCUAACACAAGUGAAAGUUUCAGGUCCAUGCUCUCAGAGGAGCCGAUCCCCACCACAUUCUACUCAACGUUGGCCAGAAGCACCACAUGAUGAGGCUAUGCUCGUCAUUGCCGAAAGAAUGGUCGCCAUGUGUGCGUGGGCGUGGAUGAAGCUGCAGCGCUUUUACACAUGCACGCGCGUUUUUCGAGAUGACUACAGUAGUCACCAGAGUAAUUCUCUCGUCGAUCGAGAGAGAGAGAGAGAGAGAGAGAGAAAGAACACGAGAGAAGUGAUUCUUGACGAGAUUUUUACCGAGUCAUCAACAAUUCAUCGCUCGACCCCUGGGAGUGCUUGAUUGCACGCGCCGCGGUCUUUUUUCGUUCCGUGGUCCUCGCAACAGCACAACAUCGAAAAACCGCUUGCAGUCGACGGGUCUCACGGCCGAUCGAAGUCAUUCAAUUCAGUGCUCGUCACGACUGAAUGCAUGAAAAAGAGAAAAGCGCGGCGACUUCGAACCGAUACAAACAGAAAUCGCGCGGCUUGGACCAAACCUUUUUUUUUUUUCAUGUAAACAAAAGGAAAGGUCAUCCACAACACAGUAAUGCACGUUUGCAUAUGGUGCAAACAAUCACCGUGCUGUUCGAUCCCGGGCCACACAACUGCCUGGCUGAUUACUGGACAAUAUUUCUACGGCUGCCCUUAUGGAUACAAACUCGAAGGGCCCGACGUUUAGCAUAAUGUACGGAACCUUUAAAAAAAAAAAUGGCUUCCGUCUAGAAGAAACGGCUUUGAACCCGGUGGCGACGUUCGAUGCCCUUCGCACCUGGCUCUCCUGCAUUUCCCUCAAGCGCAGCAAAAAACGCCUCCAAGAGCCUUCCUAACGAAACCUACAUCCUCGUCAUGCCCACGGACGGGCCUCUGGAGGAUAAUUAAGGAAGGGUGCAGCGCCUAUCCAGAAACCUGGAAGACCGUUUCAGAAGGCAUAAAUAACGCCUCUUGACAGCGGCCAGGACACUCGCAGCCGGAUCACCAGCUGUCCUCACACCCUUCCCGCUUGUCCUACCUCUCUCGGUAACUCUCGCGUGGUCCCCUCCCCCUACUACACCCGAAAGCGGGUGUAACCACAAAUAAAUACUGCGGUUUGCGAACCCCCCUACUUCAAAAACAAACUAGCCGCAUGACUCGCGGUCACAAAACCGAAAUCGCCUGCAUCGGAGGUGGAGAACUUUCGCCACCAAGGUCCACAACCGCCAGCCACCCCUUUUCGCCGUCCGCAUUACACAAAAAAAACAAAGAAACAACCGGAAAUCGAAUUAGGGCGGGUCCGCCAAGUUGUUCUAGUUGGCACUG